Molecule: messenger RNA, 2107 nt
Organism: Anopheles coluzzii
Lineage: Eukaryota; Metazoa; Arthropoda; Insecta; Diptera; Culicidae
Product: O-phosphoseryl-tRNA(Sec) selenium transferase
Exons: 4
Coding region: 95-1543 (482 amino acids)
Biological process (GO): selenocysteine incorporation; conversion of seryl-tRNAsec to selenocys-tRNAsec
Molecular function (GO): tRNA binding; O-phosphoseryl-tRNA(Sec) selenium transferase activity
Source: RefSeq, a predicted model, not a curated record
UUUGACAGUUCUUCGAACGAGGUAAACAAACCGGUUCAUUGUUCAUCGGCGGUGGAAUUUACCGGUCGGGCAACGACCAAACUGCGGCAUUUCAAUGAACGAUAAUACGCUUAAAUCAAUCCCAAAGAAUCUUGUCCCGGAAAAUUAUCUCACCCUAGCGAACGAUGCACGUGUGGAGCGUGAUAAGCAAAUCAAACUACUGCUCGAACAGCGCAAAUUACCGGCCUCGGGAUGGUGCGAACCGAUGAUCGAACACUGCAUCAGCGAGCUGGCAUUGCUGGACAGUAACAAUUUCCCCACACGAUGCGGCAUGGGUGAACGGGAAGGACGGAUCGUUUGUGAUCUGGUACGACGGAGACAUUACAACUUUUCUCACGGCAUUGGACGUUCCGGAAAUCUGACCGAUGCACAACCCAAAGCAGCCGGGUCGACGAUAAUGGCAAAUUUAACCAACAGCUUGGUGCGGGACUGGAUCCGUACGAUUGGCAUUCCGUCCUGUGGCCACGCGAUCGUUGUCCCGCUAGCUACAGGCAUGACUGUGAUGCUCACUUUACGCGCCAUUCACGCCAGCAGGUCUGCGGCACGCUACGUACUCUGGUCGCGAGUAGAUCAACAAUCUUGCUUCAAAAGUAUCAUAGCCGCUGGACUUACACCCAUCGCGAUCGACAGUUUACUAGCAUCGGAGAUUAACGGGAAUGGGGAACAACCGCAAGCCGCGAAUCCAACUUUUGCCACCGAUCUGGUAGCAUUUGCUAAGCACAUUAACCAGCUCGGUGCUGACGCGAUCUGUUGCGUGCUGUCAACCACGAGCUGCUUUGCGCCACGCAGCAGUGACGAUGUGAUCGAGCUGGGCAAGCUGUGCAAAGCGCACAGCAUACCGCACGUGGUGAACAAUGCGUACGGUUUGCAGAGUUCGUACUACUGCCAUCAGCUGAAUCAAGCGGCCCGAACGGGCAGAGUCGAUGCUUUCAUACAGAGCACGGAUAAGAAUCUGCUCGUUCCGGUCGGUGGUGCUAUAGUGGCAGGAUCCAGUGCCGAUACGGUCGAUGCCGUGGCGCGACUCUACCCUGGCCGUGCCUCCGGUACGCAGCAUUUGGAUGUACUCAUGACGCUGCUUUCCCUGGGACGGAAUGGCUACAGCGAUCUACUAAAGGAACGAAAGGAAGCGUACGCUGUGCUGUUGGAAGGAUUGACGAAUCUUGCCAAAGCGCACAACGAACGUAUCCUGCCCUGCCGCAAUCCCAUCUCCAUCGCCAUGUCGCUGGUGACGUUUGAAACGACCACAUGCCGGCUGGAAAUGAUCGGUUCCAUGCUACAGAAACGUGGCGUGUCCGGGUGUCGGGUGGUAAGCACGACCGAUAGCAAAACCAUCGACGGUAGCGCUUUCCAGGCAUGGGGCUCGCAUAGCUCGAAGGCCAGCGUACCAUACCUCACGGCGAGUGCGUCCCUGGGCAUUAAGUCGCACGAAGUGGCGAACUUUCUUGCAAAGUUGGAUGAAGUUCUGCGUAAGUAUCGCACCAAGUAUAUGGGUGAUGGAAAAUAAUGUUAUUAUUUGUUAUUUCCUUACAAACAAAAAUGCGAAUUGUUUGAGUUUAUUUAUUAAAAGGAGCAUUGAAUGGUACACAAAUGUUAACACUUCUUUUCGUACAGAAAGAACGCGACCUUACUGGCAAAGAUGUUAUUGCUUUAAACAAAUCACACGAAUCACAUACUCCGUCCGGUGGCAUUACAUGUCCCCAAACCCCAUACACACCCGAACCCCGGUUGCGGAAGAACUACAUAUUCGACGUCGUCAUUCCCUCCGUCAAGCGCUCCAUUUCUAGCAUAAGCACACACGAACGAAACGCACUGAAGCUGAACAAAAGCGCGCAAAACAAUGCGCACACAAAGCGAAUGAACUGUGAGAAUACCCGAAUGGUCCCUAGUUGGGGAGGGAAAGAGGGGUCUGCCUGCCCGUUUCGCUGCCCUGCCGGGAGCAGCAACAUGCGUACGCAGAACCAAUGCCCAUUCGUUCAUUUUAGUGCAUACGUUUCUUCAUCCUGCUUCUUCUCCACGUUUGGAUCAGUUGCGCUCGUGCACCACGUGGCACAGCUGAUCCGUUUAUAGA